AUGAUUUUAUUAUUACAGUUGAUGUGGAUGGGUAUAAAUGCAGCACUGUUUGUCUCAACAUACAUGAAUUACGGACAUACAAAGAAGUACACUUAUUUGAGACAGAUUAUCAAGGUAUGGAAGACUGUAUUCAUGUAAAAUAAAUAAAUUAUAUGAAAAAUGAUGAUACCUGUCAGAUAGAGAGGGUGUCAGGAUGGCUAUUUCUUGUAAUCUAUUGUUGGUUUUAACCCUUUAAGCCCCAAUAUCGACAUACAAAUUCUCCAAACUGAUCUCUAUACAUUUCCUUAAAGAAUGAGUUGAGAGAAUUUGAUAAAAGAUCAAAGCAUUUUCUCAAGAUGAUCAUUUAAUUAAUUCUCAUGACCUCAUCUCACGAUAAUGUAUGGGUAUCGUUAGGAGAACAUUGCUGUUGGUCACUAUUGGGACUUAAAGGGUUAACUGACUGUGUUGCUGUUUUUAGGGUGGGCUACCUUUUGCUCGUGGUGCUGCAAUGGUGUUGAAUUUUAACUGUACGUUAAUCCUGCUGUCGAUGUGUCGUAACAUUAUUUCUCUUAUCAGGAGUAAUCUUAAGGUAAGACUGAAGUACGUGUACCGGCAUGGUUUCUUAAGUGAUCGUGAGUUUAUUUGCCUACAUGUAAAUAGGUACAGUCAAAACUCUUUAAUACGGACACCAAAAGGACAUAACCAAGUGCCCGCUUUACAGAGGUGUCUGUAUUAUAGAAGUAGGGAAUGUAUGUAAUGAUUUUUGGUAUUUCUGGGACCAAACAAACUGUCCGUAACAGAGAGGUGUCUGUAUUAUACAGAACUGUAGAGUUGUCCGUAAGGAGAGGUUAGACUGUACAUUUGAACCUCUAUUAAGCGGUCACUCAUGGGGUACUGGCAAAUGGCCACUUAAUCAAGGUUGGCUGCUGAAUAAAGGUUUAAUUGUUAAUAAUUAAAUCAGCGUAAAUAAAUCAGCAUAAUAUUUAGCAGAAACAUCACCUUUUUUUAAAACAAAUGCGAGGGAAGAAGGUUUUCCUGUCCAAAAUCGGUUGUCAUUUUCUAUCUUGGACUGUAUUUUCCUUUAUCAUUUUCUUAAAAUAAAGCUAAUUAUAUAUACCCGAUGGUCGCUUAAUAGAGGUGAUAACAAUUGGAGAACUUUCACUGCCCAAAAACAAAAGUCCAAAAGGUGGCUGUGGCUGCUUUAGAGAGGUGGUUGCUUAAUAAAGGUUUAGUUUCCCAUUCUUUUCUUAUUAUUAAAUUUUCUGGACUUUGAUUACUGGCCCCUUAACAGAGGGUGGCCACUGUAGGUUCCACUUUACUUACUUAGCUACAGUAUGUGGCAUCUGGACUUUAUAUUUAUGGUUGGGCAUCUCUUUUUGGACUACCCGUUUUCACACUAAAAACCGAUUAUCUGUCUCAGAUGCGUUAUCUGUUAAAUAAUUUGCAUCAGAUGGAUAAUUUGUCUUAAUGUGAAAGCAGAACAGUUUUAAUUUUGGACGAAUAAUCCAUCUGACUGUAUUUGUCUGAUUUUGUGUCAACUUGACAGAUUUUGAAGAUGGAUUAUCUGUGUCAGAUGAUCAGUGUCUAGAAUUGUGAAAACAGCCAUUUAUGAAAGUGGAUAAAUUUUAAGUAAAACUGUUCUCAGGUUCAGUGUACAAAGAAAGUCGUGUCUGAUAGCCCAGAACUACCCCGGUAUGACGUAGGUGGAUUUUUCAAUCCAGAUAGAAAAGUGUAUUUUUAUAGUGAGAUUUCAAAUUCUAGACCUGGAGGUACUGUAAAUAGCCGAAAUUGCUCAAAUUCCUGAUAAAUUCAUGAGGAUCAAAAGCUGCUUUUCAAGCUGAUAUGACAAAGUGAAAUUAUUACUUAAACCCAGUGUUCUCUCUAAAUUUUAGCUCAGCAGGCGAGCGACCAUUCUUGACCGGCGUUAGAGGCGCACUUUCCUGGUGUGGGGGGAAGGGGAGUUUCAGGUUCAUGAAGGCUUUUAUUUUUGAGCAUCCUGUCAAACAAUUGACUGAAAAGUAAUUUAAACACCUCAAAACAAAGACUUUUUUUAAAUGAAGGCUGCCUUUGGCACUUGGGUCAAUUUAGUAACAACUCGCGGAAGUCGUGAACUUUCCUGCUGGUCGAGAAAGUUUAGAAUAAUUGCGUUGAAAGCCCACAAAACAAUUAUUGUUAGCCUGCAGUUCCUCGAAAGGUACCAGUUAGCAUUUGAAUAAAGUAAUCAGAGAGAAUAUAGCUGCGUAUACUUUUUCUUUCCAUAUUUUCUUCCUUUUCUUGUGAAGAUCGGCUUUUAGCACAAGUUGCAUAUUUUUUGAAACAACUUAUUUAAUUUUAGUAACACUUCAAGCGGAUGCAGGCGUAAGAAUUGCUGCUUCAAGUGGUAAAUUUUACUGUUUACUGCCUGAUAAGGAGAACCCUGUAAAACAGAAUUAAUCUUUGUUUCUUAAUCAUAUAAUUUUGUUUUCUAACUCUUUUUUGAAUAAUUUUUAUUAUUAAAACUGACAACAGAUGCUAACCUCCAACAGAAAUAUAUAGCCUUUGUGGGUUAAAAUUAAAUUCAGGUGAAAAUUUUUUGACCCAGUUAGCUACAGGUUUAGGGCAAAAAGACAAACUAACUGAGAAUCAACCUAAUGUUGGUUUAAAGUUUCUUUAUAACCUGAAUUUAAUUUUUACCUGUAACUAUAUUAAUUCAACUUGAUAUUUUUAAUGUGCGGCCUCUGGUAUUGGCAAUAUCAUCUGUUGCCCUUAUGCUGUUAGUGAAGUAAUCACUUUAAAUUUUUAGUUGACAUUUGACUUGCACAUUCGGUGAUUAUUAAUGAUGUCAUUUUUGUCUCUUUAUUUUUAAUUAGUGUGGCUGGUGUAGUGCUGUUGGAAGGUUGUUGGAUAAGAACAUAACCUUCCAUAAGAUCUGUGCUUACACAAUUUGUUUCUUCACUGGUGAGUGAGUAGAGGCUGGGGGGAUGGGGGGAGGGUUUGGGUUGUCGGAGGUUACCUAAACAAUAAAAUCCCUAGGGCUUCCAACAAAACCCCCAAAAUUUGUGAUGUGGUUGGUGUUGUGAUUUUGUAAGGUUGUUGGACAAGAAUGUUACUACUGGGCUAAUACUUAGACAAUUUCUUUCUUUAGCAUAAUUGCAAAGCUGGCAAUCUGGCUACACUGCUUUUACUUUGUGGGCCAACUAUGUUAUAAUUUAGCCACAUGUAAACAUUAUCUCAAAUUCAUACUUGACUAGGAUUUGAUAAAGAGAUGGAAGAUUCUUGCCCAGCAAGAAUAUAUACUGUCUUGUCCUGGACUACAUGUACUUUACGGGACAUUUUUUUUCCAAGCCCUGUCAGGGUUACAAAUAAUUAGGAUUUGCGGACAAAUGAAAAUUUAGAACAAACUAGUGUGAAACCAUUUUAACAUGAAACAUGUACAACAGAAAUAAAGAAAAAAAUUAAGAUGAUGUUUUUCAAUACUUUCCCUAGUGGUUCAUAUAUGUGGUCACUGUUUCAACUUGACAAACCUAACACAGAGUCAUUCUGGAGAUGUGUCAAAGAUUGAGCAACGCCUGAGUCAGUUGGACAAUCCAUGGCUGAACCCAAUAAGAGCAUCUGGAGUUGUGAGUUGUUUAGUUUAGUAGGGAGCUAUAAAUUAAGUCAAACAUGCUUUGUCAUAUUUUUUGUUAUUCAGUUUAUUAUAAAGCUAAAAUGUGUCUUGGCAUGAUAUUAAUUAAAUUCUAGAAAUAAUAGUUUUGUUAGGAAAGGCUAUAUUUAGGCGUUAAAACUGUUUCCCAUUGUCUUUUGCUAUGGAUGGCAAGGAUUAAGGCGUGGAUUGAAAUUUUCAAGUUUUAAUGCUAUGCCAGCGGCAAAAAUCACCAAAAAACCUUGUUCUGGCAAGUGUUCCCUGAUGAAAUUUGUUUCAUACAAAAUAAUGUAUCUUCUGUACAAUUCUACUGGAGCAUUAUUUAGUGUAUUGGUAAAGGCACUAAUUAAUUACUUCAGCCUGUGUACAACUGCGCUAAAACACCAAUAUCCUUGUAACCUAGCCCCUUGACUAAUGAAGACUGGAAAUAUCGCACAUCGUCCAGGAUGACUUGGGACGUUACAAAGAAUUGGGAAGACCUGAUACAUCCCAGAUUUCUGUGAUCAUUUCUGAUCAACCCUUAGCUUGUGUAUAUUAGAAAACUCAAAUUUAAUGUAAUUUUAAUUUAGCCAGGGCUAAAGCGAAUCUCUCGAUAAUAUUUAUAGUUUGUUCAAACAAAAUAUAAAAUUGUGUUAUGCUAAGCGGCGAAGGCAAUGCCUGAGAAUGGUGAAAAACAACAUUAGGUCUAAUUGGCAAAAAAGUAACUUUGCACGUGCAGCACACUUUUUUUGUACAUUUCUUUGCCGUUGUUUUGCACGACUGCAAGAUGAAACUUCCAGAUACUUCUUACAAGUUACACGUUUUAUGGAGGAAAUGUCAAACGUGUUCUCGUUCACUUUUUUUCAAUGCUGCUCAUUUUCACCUUGCAUAUUGGUGGCCACUAGCAGUUCUCGAUUUGUCACCGUUGCUACAAGAUUUUCAUGUCGUUCUUCCAACAAAAAGUGUCUCCUUUGUUUCUUAUCUCUUGCUCUAGAUCUCUGUCGCCCUUUUUCUCGUUGAGCUUCGCUGACCUGCCGCCUACUUUCUAUUUUUUCUGUCUUUCUCUUGCUCUAUAUUCCAAAUUUGUGGACAUGACAAUUAUUAGUCUAAGCUUUAUACUUUAGACAACACGGAUACAGAAACAAUUUCCACUUUCCGUUUUUGUCUUUAUUGACUCUUUAGUUGUCUCUGCUUUACAAGUUGCUGGUGGCUAUGUGAUUUCCAGCCAGAAAAACCUCGAGUUGCAUUUGGGUUGCCAUUAACCUGUUGAUUGAGUUAUUUUACAUUGAUAUGCCUGUGUUGGAGACAGAUGGCCGGCUAGGUGGGCGUACGGUCAUGUGAUUACCAGAUUUUCUUGGAUGGGUAGAUUACUUCAUUUUCUUACCCAUGGUGAUCCGCUGCACGCUUUGCAAGCAAGAGCUCCGCUAUUAGUUCUUUCAACAAUCAAUAGGCGAUUGUUUUUGCUUUGUCCUAAUAAACGUUAUUGAUAGACUGAUAGGAUAAAAGCCAUGUCACAUGGUUUCUCAGGGGGGAAACAAAUGAUAAAAUGUGCCAAUACAAGAAAUAGCGUUCACGUUUGUUUUACUAAACAGCAAAAAAGGAAAGCUUUAAAUUUAAUCUUAAAGAUGAAAUCAGCAAAUUAUGGAUGGAAACAAUCAUUUGGACUUUAUUGAACUCAAUAUUGACUGUAUUUAUCUCCAUUACAAGCAAAAAUGACAUAAAACUUGACAAAACCUGAUCUGUACAUCAGUUUGAAUGACUAUUAAAAUCUUGUAAUUUAGGAAAUGAGGGAAUAAACAAACUCAACCGUGAUUGCUCUUAUUGGCAGCUUUUAUCAUCUGUUUGUGCCCUGAAAAACCACGUGACGUGACUUUUAUUGCAUCAUUUCUAGAGCAGAUGGCUAUCGUUGUGAAUAAGGUCUAUUGUCCGACUGCUUAGCUCUAGUGUUUCCCUUCAUAAAUAAAAAUUGCAUCUGGUACAGACUCUGAGACUCCGUGUCAUUGGAAGCAGUGAGAUCCCAGUCAUCUGAAAUUUUCCCAACAUAUGUAAACUACGCUGUUAUUAGAAAGACAUUAAUUUUUUCUUGCCAACUGAUACUUUUCUGUAAUUGGUAUUCUUAGUUUAAUUUAUUUAUUUCUGUUUCUCAUGCAGGAUCCCGUAUCAGGCCUUUUUAAGACAGGUGAGAUAAUUAAACCAUUGUCCAGAGAAUUUUAUCCUCUGUAGAUGUUUUGCGUAAAAUGUAAUGUCAACAUUUGAGUAAUAACAAUAAUUGUCAUAAUAAUACAAAAUGGAUGAUUUUCAUGCUAGUGGGAAUUACUAAUAUAUAUGUUGUAGGGUAAUUUGUUUCUUAGGUCAUUAUCUGUUUUCAACCAAAUAUAGGUCUAUUUACUUCAACCUAUUGUAGGUAAAUUUGUUUCAACCUACAGUCUCAGUCAAAAUUGUUGGGACACUUUAAAUUUGCUGUCUUCUUGCCCUCCCAAUGUUGGUGUGCAAGAUUUGGUGAGUUAACUAUGAUAUACAACAUUGGAAGGAUGAGGAGACAGGCCAGAACUGAAAAACAGUGUUGGGUGGAAGCAUCCCAGCUAUUUUUGUCUGAGACUGAUAGGUCAAUUUAGUCCAGAUCAGGUUGAUUAGAUUUUAUACAGUCAUGUAUUAAAAAUUAAAGAAACCUCAGUACACCUUUUGUUAAUUUUUUUUCCUCUGCAUUCUGGUGUGAAGAGGAGGCAUUCCUUCUCCAGACUCCAUGUAAUACUAACUUGAUUAUUCUUUGCAUCUUAGCGGCAGGCAUUACAGGCGUCAUCAUAACUCUCUGCUUAAUUCUCAUGUUGUCAUCCUCAACAGACCUUGUAAGGUACAGUUGUACAGUAUGUUGUCCAAUAAGUACUAAACAAGCUCAUUUCUAAAUCAGCUGCUUUAAAGUAACCUCUUAGAGCUUGAAAACUCCCAUCUAAUAUUUAUUUUUUAUCAGUCAUCUGACAGGAAAGAACUUAUACUUGCCUGCAGGGGCCAAAUUUGGGUUGCACGGGCAGAGUGAUAAAUUAACAUUAAUUACCUGCCACUUUGAACAUUUUUUGCACGUUAUUAUUGUCGUGUGUAAAUUACUUUCUGAGACUUGGUGAUGUGCAUGCUUGCAUACGAUAAUAAGCCAUGGUCUGUCAGUUUGCCAUGAUAGCAAGAAGGCAUGCUUGCUUUUUUCCUGGUAUACUGUUCUCUAAAAGUUCUAAAUUAAGGGAUUGAGUGCAGGUAUCGUUGACUACAGUGACAUGAUGUGAUGAGGUUUUAAAAGUACAAUUAACCUCACUCUUCUGAAGGACAACUUUUGGAGUCAUCUUGCUUAACCAUGUGAGCUUGUAGUCGCCUGGUAUGACAGAACAACUGCAAUUCUGGAUCCUUCCUUGCACUUCUUAGGUGAUCAAGAUAAUAGUGUCUAGGCACUUAGAAGAUCAGGUUUAUUUGUUUCUUUUAAUUAAAAAGAAGUCAAAGUUCUGGGCCCCUUAAAUCUUGAGCUUUGUCUUAAGUAUUGACUGCAUGUAUAAGAUUAGAAAAGGUUGGUGUGAUUACAUUAUUGGUUUUAAUUUUCAUGUAAUUAUUAAUGAACUGAAAGUCUUUCUGGAUUCAAAAACUGGAAAUAUUUUGUUUUGUCCGCAGGAGGUCAUACUUUGAGACAUUUUGGUUCACUCAUCAUUUGUUUGUUGUGUUCUUUGCUGGCCUUGUUGUACAUGGUACUGGGUAAGUAACUUAACCCUUCAACUCUCAAGCCCCAAAUCCACAUAGACAUAGGUUUUGGCGCACCCUGAAUAUUGUGCAUCUCAUUACCAUCUCUGUUGAUUAGUUAUUGAUUUAUUAGAAAAUAGAUGUUGGAAACGCUUGGUACUUAGGGGUAAUGAAUGCGCUGACAAUGUAUAUGGAAGAGCCAAAAUUGAAAAAAACGUUUUGACUACUACCCUUGGUUGCAUCGAAGUGUGGACACGCAACAAAAAAUCAUGUUCUCAUAGGGUGCCAGACGUGACAUGUUUUGGCACCAAACAUUUGAAGUUUGACAGCUGUUAAAGCAAACUGUCACGCCAAAGGUAAGUUGUUUAUUAUGUUUUUGACCGGCGCGUUCUGCUCAUAUUUCACUUUUCUUAACUCUCAGGCAUUUUAUUUCUCGCUCAGAAACAGCACACUCGCCUCCAGAAAUUAUAUUGCUAACGUCUAAAAACUCUUGCAAAGAAUAUUUUGUUGAGUGAAAACAAAUCAAGUCGACAACAGGCGCCUACUCCAAACUUUGAAUGUUUGGCCAAAACAUGUCAUGUUUGCACGCAAUAAUUCAUUUUUUUUUCCUCACGUGUACCCACUUAGAUGCAACUGAGUGUAAAAUGGCAGCAAAAACAUCACAGUCUCAAUUGUUUUGUUACGGGUUUUAUUUUUACAAGGCUGCUGUGGAUGCAAACCUGAUUCUUACAUGUAUAAAUAUGAUUAUACAUGUACAUAUGUACAGUGAAGGGAAGAUCAGAACUUACCAGGCAAUGCAUGCAUAUUUCAUGAACGAUGCAAUUCUUCUUUCACUUGUCCCUUUGGUGCUUGUUUUACAAGGAGUAAAUAAUGGUGAACUAAUUUUGUAGAUGGCAGCCCUGGUUAUUUCUCUACUAUAUGCUUUUUAAACACUUCUUUAAAAUCCAUGGACUUUCAUAAAAAAACAGUCCUGAUCCUUGUCAGUCAAAUCUUGUAACAUUAUGUUCUUUUUAUAUAAAUCAAAGAAAUGAUUGCUCAGACAGCUCCAUGCUUAUUGUGGUGUUGGCUGUUUUUACUUUUUCCUUAAUUUUCCUCUAACAGUUAAUUCAUUGAUUGUUUAUGAUGUCUUAUGCUCUUAGGGAUCUACUUCGUUAUCAGACAAACAUGGACAAACAUGACCCAGAUGAGUGCUUGAAGGAUGUGGAACUCUGGAAUAAUAGUACUAGCCGCUGUAAUACGGUUAAGCCUGAGUUCAAAGCACCUGGUGCCAUGGUGGGUAGAAAUGGGUAAUGUGACUGUUGGUACCUCAACAUGGGCGGAUCAGAAUAUUCAGAAAAGUGGUGGCUGGGACACUUGUGCACUAGUUGCCAGCUACUUUUAAUGUAUAUAGCUGAUACUAUUUUAUUUUAUUAGGAAUUCUUACAGAUUACACAGAAAAGGGGGUGGCCACAGUCCCCUUGGCCAACACCUAACUCCGCCUUAUAUGCUUAAGGUAGUUCCUUUGAUUUGCCCUGCCCCUACACAUUAGCUACAGCACAUAACAUUGCAACAGGGGCAGUGAUUUUCAAUAGUCACCUAACGAGAGUUUACAGGCAGCAAAGGCCCCUUUUGUAGUCCAAAUGGUUUUUGAUUAAUUGCUACCUGCAACCUACCUGCUACCUGUUACCUAUUUUUGUCUUAAGAGUGUCUGAGAUCUUGAUCUGUCUAAAAGUUUGUGUGGAAGUUUGUUUCGCUAUUUGUUAGCAGUUCCCAGUCCCUGCCGCAUAGCACCCUAUGAAGCGAAGUGAAAUGGCAGCCAAAAUCUCAUUAGUGUGAGUGCUAAGAAAGUCUAUUAUUCUUUUUGAACACACUUAAAAGGAAAUGGCAGUAAACGUAUUUAGAGUUUCUUAGCACUCUUCAAUGUGUGACCUCUUUGUCAGACAUUCGUGAGUGUUAUGUAUGAGGUUGAACUCGAAAGUCGAACGCGAGUGCAAGGGACAGCUUAAUCUUUUCUGUAAUGCACCUGUGCUUGUCAUGCAAGUUGUAAACUAAGUGAAGUUAAUUUUGGGAAGGUAGCGAAUGUUUAAGUGAGGAAUCGAGGGGAACACAAUGUUCUCUCAUGUGUUUCGAAGCCCUGUCGUUCCAUGAGCCCAACCAGUUUUCAGUUGUGGAUCGUUGUGGAUCACAAACACAAUCAAAGAAAACUUGUUAUGAGGAGACAAUUUGUUUCAAAGCGCCCUAGAAAAUUAACUCAACAGAAUCGUUUUUUGUGCUGCAAAUUGUCGAUCAUGUCAAUCAAUCAAUCAGUCCAUAAGAAGUAGGUUUCAAUUAAUAAUUUUGAAGAACCAAAAUAAAUUUUAAAAAGUUAAUGCAAUAUAGCUGGCAAAUCCAAAAUCCUGGUAAUCGAUCCAAACCGUGUUUAUUUCCAGGUACUAUAUUAGAGCUGUCAUUAUUCAAUUUUGAUGCAGAUGAAGCAAAUAAAGAUUGGCUGUCUCUGUAAAAUCUUACAUAAGUUUAUUGUGUAGAUCAUCUUUACAUGCACGUAGCUUUCCACCAAAGCUGAUCACCCACAACAUCAAGUGACCUCAACCUUAACAGGUGUUAUGGAUUAUGGUGCCUAAUGACAGCUCCGCCAUGUUUUGUGGAUUUUUAAGUGAUCUGCAGGGAAAAGAUGGUACAAUUUCUACUGCGUUGACCACUGUAUUGUCCUUAUAUGUAGAUAUCAAAAGGAGAUCACUUUUUUUGUAUACAUUGCGUUGAUUUGUAUAUUUGAGUGGACCUGAGUAUUAAUCAAAAUACUUUAAAUGCAGACUGUACCUCAAUUUAUUUAAUUAUAGUGACUAUUGGCUGACAUUCUUUACUUUUAGACAUGGAAGUUUGUCAUUGUUCCAAUGAUCCUGUAUUGUUGUGAGCGCCUCCUAAGAGUGUACAGGUCUUUUCAGCCAGUGACGAUUAUAAAGGUGCAGUAAAUAUUUAGCAGGGUGUAAAUUAACUGAAAUAUUUGCUGGUGUUGCAUUUUUUUAUUUUUGACAUUUUUGUUUGGUUUAUUUUAUGACAACACAAACAUCACUUGAUUGAUGCCAGACACGAUGAUACUUUUUAGUUCAGUGGAACCUUGAUAUAACAAACCUCCAUGUAAUGAAGUCCUUGGUUAAAUAAGGAAUGAUUUUCUCUACUCCAGUCAUUAUGGGAAAGAACUUCGAUAUAAUGAAACCUUGUAAUAGCAAACCAAUUUUUCUAGUCCCUUGGCUGUUUGUUAUAUCGAGGCUCCACUGUAUCAGCAGGUUGUAUGUGUGAAUUGUACAGUUGAUUCUCUCUCAAUGGACUCUUCUAAAAGACGAGCACCUCACUAAAACACACACCUUAAGUUGGUCUCUGCCUUUCUUUACUCCCAUUGUUUUACUCUCUAUAAGACAGAAAUCACUCUUUGAUGGACAUCUAGUGCCGGUUCCAAAUGUGUGCGUCUGAGAGUGAGUUGAAUUGUGUAACCUACUCAGCCAUGGCGUUAAAGAAUUUAGUAUUACCUGCAUGCCUUUUGAUCGGCUGAUGUACUUGCUGUCAGCUAAACUGUGAGCUCAUAGAUGGUUGAUAGUGAAAAGUUGCUGUAUGCAGAGAAAUAAAAUGGUCAAAUAUGAAAAUUGCCAAUAAAUCCCCUUAAAUAUGUACUUGUAAAAUGUUACAUUGAAAACAUUCUAGUUUUUAUGCACUCUUAAUCUGCAUCUGCUCAAUAGUUUUGGCUUCAGGCUUAAAUUGUCCUACUUUAAUAAUCAGUGGACAGCAAUCUCCAAUCUCCCUUUAUCUUAUAUUGUUACAUGUAAAGGCCUGUAGCUUGUUGGUUUAAUUUACUAUCUUUAUUUACAUACUCUGUAAAAGGUCAUCAAACAUCCAUCAAGAGUGCUUGAGAUUCAAAUGAAGAAAGAGGGCUUCACAUGCGAGGCUGGACAGGUGAGUAACAAAUCAAACACAGGGGUCUAGACAGGAAAAAAUUUCCAUCAAAAAAUUCAUUUUUAUAGGGACUGCGUCACUAGUUGCAGAUUAGCCCAUUUUCUUUAUUUUGUCUAGUCAUUAACAUUAGGAAAGAAAUUACUUUUCACAGGGUAGCUAGGAAAGUGAUUGAAAGGGGUUAAUUUGAUGAGGAGUCACCUUGAGGGGUAGCUGGGAUAAACAUAACACCUCCCAGCUAAUAACUCUGAUGGUCGCAGAUUUUUGGUGCAAAAAUCUUAGAUAAAUAAGAUCGAAUUAUUUUGUUAGCAGGGAAGGAGUACAUGUAUAUGUAGAGUCAACACUGAUAAUAAGAGUGUAUGCAAGGGUAAAGCAUUCUAAGGUUUUUGCAACAUGACUCAGGCAUUGUCACACAAUAAAAUUGUGCAUCCCCUGCAUCUAUAAAAGUUUUUUUUUUCACAAUCCAAACUGAUUAGGAGUGGAAAGAAAUCAAAUAUAGAACUAUUAUUCAUGUUUAAUCUCAUUUCUAUGAUUAUUUUCAGUACAUUUUCCUCAAGUGCCCUAAGAUCUCACAUUUGGAGUGGCAUCCCUUUACUCUAACAUCUGUAAGUACAAACAAAAAACUGUUACAUUUAUUGUUAAUGCUUGUUUGUGAGUCCCAAUUUGUCAACUCACACGUUUUCCUUAGUUGUAUUCCUGCAUUAACUUUCAUUGCUAUUUAAGAGAAGUUAUUAAAAUAAGUGGGUGUCUGACUAUUAUUGUGGGUGACAAGAGGAGCUCACAAUCCUAAUCUCCAAGUUGCUAGUGCGCUUGCACCUCAGGUAUGUAGCUAUAGCCUCAUUUGGAGUUCAACUGAGAAUGAGUGGAAUGCAUCACACGCAAUAUGAUCACACGCAUUCAGACCCUCUAUCACUUGUGAUUUAAUCACUCAUGUUUUGACCAUCUAUCACGUUAAACUGAUGCAAAGCACAGGGUUUGAGCAAAAGUGCUUUGACCUUCCAUCGUUGUCACCUGCACUCCGUAACCUUUGGUUAUUACUCGUUUAUAGAGGUAGGCAAUGUGCAAAGUUUCACGUUUUUGGGACCAUGGGAACUAGAGAGAGAGAGCCCCAGAGGGGCUUUUCAGUGAUACAAUAUAAUGUUAUAUUCCAUUACCAAAUGUCUAAUAUCAUUUUCAUUAUCUUUAUUGUCGUCAUCAUCAUCAUCAUCAUCAUCAUUAUUAUAAUUAUAAUAAUAAUUAUUAUUAUUAUUGAUAAUAAAUUUAUUAAUUCCAGGCACCAGAGGAAUCCUACUUUAGCAUCCAUAUAAGAGAUGCAGGAGACUGGACGAGUGAGUAAAGUUGAUUGGUUAUCUAAACAAGAGACAAGGAGCUCUUGUAAAGUACUACAUGGCCUGUGCAGCAAGUGUUUCUGCUUGAGUUAAUGUGAAAACGUCACGAGUUUGACCUCACUUUUUCAUAUCAUUUUUAUUAUAGACACUCUGCACAAAGAAUUUGAUGUUGGUGGGGAUGGAAUUAAAAAUAUAGCUGAUUGUCCAAGGUAAAUAAUAUUUUCACUUUUUACACCGUAAAUUAUAUUUCGUGGGAAUUCUGCAGUCGUUUUGUUCCGGGAAUAUUACAACAACAUUUUUUGUUGAUAGAUGAAGUAUUGACCCCAGUUUGCUUUCAUGUGUGAGGUUUAAAAAGACCAACCAUAGUUGCAUAGUUAGUGUAUAUAGGAGACUGGUUAUGAAAGCCCGGAAAAUAUCAAAACUGAUAAAGACAACAGUGCUGCAGUUUAUGUAGCCGGCUCUCCUGAUGGUGCUCAAUCUUUUGAUAUUGGUGGAAAAAUUGUGGCUGCAUAAAUUUAUUAGACGUUGGUUCAAAAUGGUAGUUUUUGCCAAUGUCCAAAAAAGGUAACACAAUGUAAAAAAAAAAAAUCUGACGGGCUGUAUAUCCUUUGCAUUUUAUUGGCUGUGUUUUGUCAGGGGGUUGUUUUUGUGGUAACCAGGGGCAAGAGAAGAUGUGAAAAUGGUACUUAAGUGACAAGUACUACCUGGUGAUUGGAUUUACGUAAGGAAGAGGUGAAAAUAGGUCGUUCUUUCUUUCUGAAAUCCCAUCUGAAUCCAGCACUAAGACCAUGUCAAGACAGCUGGUGUGUGCAGAUGGAGCUGGAUGAAGUGGCCAGGUCUGUGCAGUCCACAACGCAUUUCUCAGAAUUUCCUUUCUGCUCCUUUAACCUGCUAAAGCUUUCUUCUUUGGGGCCCUCCUAGUUUAGACUGAGAUGGUAAGCCUGUGCAUGGUAAGGUGAACCUGCACCAAGACAGUUGAGGGAAAGAGUGGUAGACUGUGUUACAGCGAGGAUCUACCCUAGCUCUUGCUGACUAAUAAAUGAGAGUAUGUUAUCGAAAACGUAGUACAUGUCUGUCGUAAGUGCAAAGUAAUCGUGAAUGGAAGAAUGAAUGUUGAGUUUUAUUUAUCAGAGAAUUCAAACAGUUGUCAGUAAACGUUCACGUAGAAGCUGCUGUUUCAUUUUGCCUGCAUUAAGGUGUUAAUUUUUGUUAUAGACUGGCUGUGGAUGGUCCAUUUGGUACAUCAAGCACGGUAAGUAACGUGGACAUCUUUGAUCAUAACAUGUUGAUAUUUCUUUCACGCCACGGUACAUACAAGUGUUGCUAUGUGCCUUGUAGACCUCUGACUUAUUCCUCUUUAAGUUUGGCUUUUUGGUUACCCACAGACACAACCUUCUUUGUAUGCCUUAAUUUGUACCAAUACUAUCAAGGGCACAGUUAAGCAGAUGACAAGAAAGUUAUUGCUUUUCCCAUAUUAGGUUGUAUUAUCUAUGAAAAUUGCUUAAUUUUGGUAUACACUCAUACUGUUUUGUGAGAGAUAUCAGUCACCAUAUAUCACUGGAAAGCAUUGCAAACAUUAUUUAUAUUAACUAGUAUGUAUUACAUAUUUUCUUUGGGAUACCUGUAAUGAUUACGAGCGCGUGAUCUCGGGGAGAAAGAAUCAUGACAUCAUUUGAACCUGCUUUUUUUCAGGAUGUGUUCAAAUAUGAGGUUAUUAUGUGCAUCGGUGCUGGAAUUGGGGUGACUCCAUUUGCGUCAAUCUUGAAGUCUGUUUGGUAAGCUUUUUUGACCUAAUAGUUUAUAUUGACCUUUUUUCAAUUACUAUCUACACAAUAACAGCAAUCGCCGUAGAACCGGCAUUCAGUACCCACGACAGAAACGUGUCCACCUUUAAGAGAGUCAUUGUAAAGGACUAUAGCCGGAAUGGUAGGGACCUGCUCGGAAUAUCCGUUUAGACGAGGUUUUCUUCGUUUAGCUAUAAAUUAAGGUGUCCGCUUUGAGAACAACCUCGUCCCCAGAGUUGCUUUGAGAAAGUUUACUCUAAUUUUCAAGAAUUGCAUGUAAAUGCUGAAUUCCUCUUAUGUAUAGAAAUUUUUUAUUCUCGGUUGUCUGAAUCAUAUUUAUUUCUCCUAAUUCACCAGGUAUCGCCACAAUCAAGGUUAUGAUAAUCUCAAGAUUAAGAAAGUGUACUUCUUCUGGAUUUGUAGAGAUACAAAUGCUUUCGAAUGGUUUACUGAUCUUCUCAAGCAUUUGGAAAUUCAGGUGAAGUGCAUAUGCUCGGAAACAGGGCAUUUCGACGCGUUUUACACUGUUAGUUAGCGUAAAGCUUCAAGGCCAUAGAUUUAUUUGCCAUAAGGUGAUCGCAAUGAACAAACAGUAUUUCAUCAUCAUCAUUUUCGUCAUCGUUGCCAUCAUCAUCAUCCAUCAUCCAUCAUCCAUCAUCCAUCAUCCAUCAUCCAUCAUCCAUCAUCCAUCAUCCAUCAUCCAUCAUCCAUAUCAUCAUCAUCAUCAUCCAUCAUCCAUCAUCCAUCAUCCAUCAUCAAUCAUCAAUCAUCAAUCAGGCCAAUCGGUGGAUAGGGUCCGGUGGGAAAUUUGGUCCAUCCUAUUGCCUCUGUCUCUCGCAGCAAUGAAGGCCUCAGCCCAAGAACUCGAUUCCAUCUUGAAUAGUUCUUUCCCCACUCACAUUUUUGAGAAUGUAUUUCUCUGUCUUCUCCUCUCUUUUUCUCGCCUUCUGAGGCCCAGGUGACGGUGUUAAAAUUCGUCCACAGGGAAACCUGUAUUAAGCAGACUCCAUAUUAGGUAGAAAAAUAGCUAAUUUUUCCCCAUAGUUUCUGUAAAAUGAACUGGUAUUUGGGGAACAGCUCUAUUACGUAUGUAACAACGAAGGUCCCUUGAGUGUAAGCGUAAUACAGGUUUCACUAUAUUUCUUAUGGAUGACCGAUAAACCACCACCUUCCCAAAAUGAAUCACAAGCUAAAUAUUUUGACCGUUUACAAAAAAAAAGAAAUCAAUCCGGCAGCAGGAAAUUAGCCGGUGCAGUAAGCUAUAAAGGGCAAACGGUUUGGCAUGCGAGCAUGAACAAGAGAAGUAGGAAUGAGGAAAUUGUAUAGUUUUGCUCCAACUGGGACCGUAACACUUGAAUAAAUGCUUGCUCCGCCGGGUGAAUGGAAUGUGGGUAAUUUACUUAAAGCUUCACGCAAGAAGGUAUUUACCUUUCAUUACUAAUUUCAGAUGGCAGAACUGGAAAUGCUUCACUUCGUGGAAUACAACAUUUAUCUCACAGGAUGGGAUAACAAACUGGUAAGACUAACAAGCUCAAUAACCAGUUCCCCCACCCCACGUCUGUCCGUCCAGCAGGGCUGUCGCUAAGAUUUCAAGUUGCUGGAUAUACCGUAUUUCCUCGAAUAAUAGCCGUCCCUCUAAUAAUCGCCCCCCUUUUAACGGAAAUGUUUAAAAUAAUCUCAUAUCCAACGCGCACUCGUGGAAUAAUUGUUAAUUAUACCAUAAAUCCUUGGGUCAUAUCCCUUUUCUUCGUUUAGCGUCGAAUGCCUUAGUUACCUACCCCAGUGUUUCUGUAAUUCUUUGCCUAAAAUUAUUUUCAUUGUACGAAUUCAUCGCUGUGUUUCUGUGAAUUAUCUUAAGGAAGAUUAUAGCAGGUGCCGAGGAGGGUUUUUGGUGGGGGGUGUGGUUGGGGAAGCAAAAAUAAAUCAUAGGAAGAACAUUCCGCGAAUAAGUUCCCUCCAUUCCGAGCUCUUAUAAUCCCCUCAAAAAUACAAAGAUGUGUAAUUAGAACCGUGAUAACACAUCUAUUAAAAUUCGACUUCAGUCAGUGAGAAAAGUCUUUGUAGUUGUAGUUACUUGAUACAAUUGUUGUAUUUUUUAGGCUAUUCAGACUACUUUGCAUGCAGAAGGUGCUCAAGACAACAUCACGCGGUUGGAUGCCAAGACAAAAUAUGGCAGACCAAAGUGGGAUGACAUCUUUAAGGGAAUUGCCAAUAACCACAAAGGGUGGGUAACGUAAUAAAAUAAUUUGGAAGCUCAAGUAAACACGACGGUAAUGCUAAAGAAUCGUCAAUUGUUGCUUCAAACGUUGUCGUGAAUAUUCCAGUUUGCUUGGUUUGUUGAAUAUGGGAGUUGUUUUCCCCGUAAGUGAAUAUUGUUAGUGAACUGUAUUUGUUCCGUUUAUUUAUUUGUGUUAUUAUUAUGUUAUUUCAUUUUUUUUUUAUACCUUUUAACCUAUUCUAAAGCGCAUUUGAUCAUGCUCCAUGGAAAAUUGCGCUAUAUAAGUUUUAAUUAAUUGUAAUUGUAAUUGUAGAACCGUAUCAAUGGUCGUAAAGGGAAAGAAAAAUUUUGCUCCCAUAAAAUAGUUCAUUAUCAAAUUUCGUGUCGUCCACACUGAGCUAUAGUUGUCCGUUUAUUUAGACCCGCUUUUCUUUCUGCUUCUGUUCUUCGCUGUCCCUUUCAGUGCUCUUUCACUCUCAGUCAUUUCGAAGAAAGAUAUUGAAGUAAAUCUUGUAAAAUACUUUUAUGGGGGGAGAAAGUAUUUGACUUUUAAUUGUCGUGUAGUAUCCAAAUUAUAUCUAAGUCUUGUCAGCUAUCUUGAUCCCCACUCCUGGGUGACGCUGAUGUCAAAGCUGAUGGAGUGUAAGUUAAUGGAAAAGUUAUCAAACCAAGACACAUGGGAGACGAACCUUGUUGUGCGAAAGCUAGUGAAGCAGUGAUGAGCUUAUAAGAGGAGGCACCAGUCUUCGUCAUGCUCGCUGUUGUGAGUGGCCUCAGCUUGUUGGACUGUAGACUACGAGCAGUCUCUCUUUUUCCUGUGGUCCGUCGAGCAAAACACGAGACACGCAAAUGGCCACGCGCCGAGACUGCCCGCAGUCUAGUUGGACUGCAAUAUUUUUGCAGAUAUAAAACUUUUUUUAGCCUUCAGGUAGUAGUACUUACCUUCUCAGUACAUUUUGCUAAUUUUGGAUGUAUGAUUCGUUUGGCAUCUGCUGGAUUGAACACGCUUGAAUUUUGACGCCCCAUUCAUCACAAAGACACCUUCAGCGUUUGUAUUCGUUUCUGUGCAGUCCUCUCAAAAGCGUUUCUUUAUAGAGUCUGAAGUUAGUCGCAGAAAAGUGUUUCAAGAGGGGCAAUCUGAUCAAGAAGGUAACUGACGCUCGCUGGGGGUACGAACUUUACCAUCCACCGUACGUCGACUUUGCCUUGGUGUAUUCUACUGCAGAGUAUACUGCUCUGUCUGGUCGCAAGUUUUCCACACCUCAGCUGUCGGCACCAUGAUUUACGACUCCCUGAGAGUCAUCUCUGAAUGCUUAGCCCCCAUUCCCCCACUUCUUCUGGUAUGUUUUGUUUUGUUACCAGAUGUAGCAGCAUCCCGCCUGCCAGCAUCUGAAGGAACCACCUGGUCCUGAAACUCGUCGAGAAAUCUUAUUUGCUGGACAGCCUUGCGCCAUGGGUCGCAAUGAGAACUCACAACAGCACCUUAAACGCAAGAAUUUAGCUGUAUGCGUCCCAGUGCCUUUGACCAGUGCCCCUCUCUCUUUAGUAAUUAAAGUGGGUCAUGGAACAGUGGCGCAGGGGAUGGGAGAGAAAACACACCAGGUUACACAAUUACCGCUUACAUUCCUGAGCCCUCCAUUAAACCUGUUGGCCACUUCCUCCCAUGUCACGCCUAAGUCAACCUUACAUGUGUCCCCCGCAUCUUUUGGGGGAAAACUCAGGCCUCAUUUUACGACAUUAGUGCGGUAG
Messenger RNA from Porites lobata, 18294 nucleotides. NCBI's taxonomy places the organism in Eukaryota, Metazoa, Cnidaria, Anthozoa, Scleractinia, Poritidae. The record is from the annotation of a GenBank genome assembly.